AUGGGAUACAAAAAGAUCACGGGACACCUAGUAUUUGACGUGAAACUAGGGGAAAACUUCCGAAGGAAAGCGAGGUACUCCGCUGAUGGACACAAGACUGAAGCUCCCGCAGCAUUGACCUACAGUACGGCAGUGUCCCGCGAUUCAGUUUGGAUAUUACUAAUGAUAGCAGCGCUAAACGGAUUAGACUUGCAAUGCGCGGAUAUUCAAAACACAUUUCUCACUGCACCGGCAAUUGAAAAGUGCUACCUGGUAGCAGGACCCAAGUUUGGUGAAGAAGAAGGCAAAGUAUUUAUCGUAAGAAGAGCAUUAUAUGGCUUAAAAAGUUCAUCCGCAGCAUUCAGAUCACACCUGGCGGAGACUUUGGAGGAUUUGGGCUUCAGCUCGUCAACUGCCGACCCAGACGUUUGGAUGCGAGCGGCAGUGAAACCUGACGGCGAGGAAUACUACGAAUACAUCCUUUGCUACGUUGACGACAUCCUAUGUAUGUCGAUGAAAGCCAAAGAAGUGAUGGAAGGAAUUGGAAGGGUAUUCAAGUUCAAGAAAGGGAAGAUUGAACCUCCAGAAAGCUACCUGGGAGCUAGGUUACGAAAGAAGACUUUGGAUGGACACAACAUGUGGACGAUGUCAAGUUAUGACUACGUUGUGGCAGCAGUCAAAAACGUCAAGGAAACAUUAAAGGACAGCCCAAAAUGGAAAAUACCCAAGAAUGAACCAACGCCGAUGACUAGUGCCUAUGAACCGGAGAUGGGUGGAUCAAGCGAACCAGGACGAGAAGACCAUACCUACUUCCAAGAGUUGAUUGGGAUAUUACGAUGGGUGACAGAGAUUGGACGAGUCGAUAUCUUACUGGAAGUAUCACUCCUGAGCCAGUAUCAAGCAGCUCCAAGGGAAGGACACAUGGAACAAGCAUUGAGGAUAUUUGCUUUCUUGGAUACCUUCCCAAAAUUGACCCUUUAUUACAAUUGGAGGACGCCAAACGUAGACUAUUCCAAGUUAAGAUCCUCCAGGGAAGAUUUCGAGGCAUACUACCAAGAUGCAACAGAAGAGAUGCCACACAACACACCCAAACUAAGGGGGCGAAGUGUAGGAAGUACUGCAUGGGUAGAUACUUCACAUGGUGCCAACAAGAAAACGCGGAAAUCACAUACAGAGUACAUAAUUUUCCUCAAUCGGGCACCUAUCUUAUGGCACAGCAAGCGACAGCAUAUAAAUGUAAUCGUUACGUUAUUACGAGAGUGUUGA
Molecule: messenger RNA, 1245 nt
Organism: Cylindrotheca closterium
Lineage: Eukaryota; Bacillariophyta; Bacillariophyceae; Bacillariales; Bacillariaceae
Source: the annotation of a GenBank genome assembly